Molecule: messenger RNA, 1615 nt
Organism: Pipra filicauda (Wire-tailed manakin)
Lineage: Eukaryota; Metazoa; Chordata; Aves; Passeriformes; Pipridae
Product: retinol dehydrogenase 16-like
Exons: 4
Coding region: 487-1443 (318 amino acids)
Molecular function (GO): oxidoreductase activity
Source: RefSeq, a predicted model, not a curated record
GGGCGAUCGCGGCGCGCUGAAGCCCGGGGGCGACCGGGGUGACCCCGGGCCCGGAGAUGUCCCGGGGAUGUGCCGGCUCCGGCUGGGGGCCAGGACGGGUGUCCCGGGGGUGUCCCGGGGUCCGGGGGUGUCCCGGCGCCCGGGGGGCUCCCGGGGCGGCAGCGCAGCGGUGCGGGAGCCCCCGGGCGCUGCCCCGCUCCCGUUAACGAUUCCCCGCAGCAGCGGCCGCAGCAGAGCCCCGGGACCGGGACACAGCCCGGGGCAGAGCCCGCAGCACGGCGAGCUCCAGGCGGCAGCACCGGGACGAGCCCCGGGCCGGAGGAUGGACACGGACGGGGCGGAGCCGCCCCCGUUCCUAUCGGGAGGUCCCGCGGCCCUUCCGCGAUGGUUGCCCCGGGGCUCCGCUAAUUAAUCAUUAACAGCGGCGAGCGGGCACGGCCAAGGUCGGUUCCUUUCCCAGUCCCGGUGCCGGUGCCGGUGCCGAGGAUGUGGCUGUGCGUGGCGGCGGUGCUGGCGGGGCUGCUCCUGCUGCGGCGCUGGCACCGGGAGCGGCAGACGGUGCCGGGGCUCCGGGAGAAGCACGUGCUGAUCACGGGCUGCGACAGCGGCUUCGGGAACCUGCUGGCGCGGCAGCUGGACGGGCGCGGGCUGCGGGUCCUGGCCGCCUGCCUGACCGAGGCCGGGGCGGCGCGGCUGCGGGCGGCCACCUCGCCGCGGCUCCAGACCGUCCUGCUGGACGUCACCUCCAGCCAGAGCAUCGCCGCCGCCAGCGCCUGGGUGCGGGAGCGCGUGGGUGACCGAGGGCUCUGGGGGCUGGUGAACAACGCAGGCAUCGCCAUCCCCACUGCCCCGAACGAGUGGCUGAGCAAGGACGACUUCAUGAAGGUGCUGGAUGUCAACCUGGUGGGGCUGGUGGAGGUGACCCUGAGCCUCCUGCCGCUGGUGCGGCGGGCGCGGGGCCGCGUGGUCAACGUGGCCAGUGUGAUGGGCCGCGUCUCCUUUUUCGGCGGCGGGUACUGCAUCUCCAAGUUCGGCGUGGAGGCCUUCUCCGACAGCCUCAGGCUUGAGAUGCGCAACUUCGGGGUGAAGGUCAGUGUGAUCGAGCCAGGCUACUUCAACACGAUGAUCACCAACGUCGAGAACCUGGAGAGAAAUUUUCUUUCUACCUGGGAGAAGCUUCCAGAGGAAAUCAAAACAAGUUAUGGGGAGAGUUACUUGAAACAGCUUGUGGCAUCACUGAAGAUAAUGCAGAAGAGCUACAACUGCGACCUGUCUCUGGUCACGGACUGCAUGGAGCACGCACUGACCAGCCUCCACCCCCGCGCCCGCUACUCCGCCGGCUGGGACGCCAAGCUGCUCUACAUCCCCCUCAGCUACCUGCCCUCGGCCCUCACGGACAUUGUGUUCACCUUGUUCUUCUCCAAAUCCGUGGUGAAAGCCUAAGGCAGGGAUGCCAGGCUGAGGCACUGCGAUGCCUAAGCCAGGGGCUGGUGACGUGUGGGGGGAUCUGGCGGCGCAAGGUGAGAUCCGACAUCGCCCGAGGCCAUGCUGAGGUCCCCGAGUUUGUUCCCUGCCCACAGACGGCUUUGUCCUGAAUAAAGACCCCCCCAUUACA